AUGUACGGCGGAUAUGGCACCGCGAGUCCACCCCUGACGAACAACCCUUUCCUCUCCAACACAAGUCAACAUCCUGGGUCUCGAUUCCCAGAUAUCUCGAGUUCGACCGCGACGUUUGGUGGCCAGCAGCAGCAGCAACAGUGGGACGAUGGAUCGAUGGUGGGAGGAGGGCAAUAUCCUCAGCAACAGCAGCAGGGGAUGUAUCAACAGCCGCAGCAGUAUCCGCAGCAGCUCCAAACGGGAUUUGGACAGCAGCAGAUGGGGAUGGGAACCGGCAUGGGUAGCGGCUUCGUCUCGCCUGGGCAGCAGAGCUAUCCUAGUCCACCUCCUGGCGGACAUCAGUUCCACCCCUCCAGUGCGUUUGGACAACAACUCGCGGCGAGUGUGUCUGGGAGCAGCUAUGGGUACCUUAAUGGCCAGCCCCAGCAGCAGAAUACCACCGCAUAUAACCCUGCACAGCAGCAGCUUCAGAAUAACCCAGGGUAUAUUGCCUCACUUGAUCCGUACGCGUCGGUCGGCCAGGGCUGGGGAGACAACAGCCUUACUUCACCAACGAGCAGCGUCGGCGCCUCGUCACCUAUCAGCUCCAACCCGAGCAUGGGGAUUGCUCAUAGUAUGAGCACCGGGUCCACCAUGUCCUCGACGUCAACAUCUUCUGUCCCGUCCGGCGCCUCUUUUGGCAUCUCUGCCUCUGGUGAUCCUCAUCCGAAGGAUUAUAUCCGGACACAUAAGGCUGAGAUCGAGGCGUGGGACAGCUACGCUUGGAAGCAGCUGCUCAGCACAUUUGAGGCCCUGAAGAAGGCAUGGGAGAAUAGGAAGGGAGAGCUUACUGCAAGAGCGCGAGAGGUUGUUGCGCAAGGACAAAUGGGGAUGCAAUAUGGCGGCUACUAUGCCCAACAGAUCCAACAAGAAGCUGGAAGAUUGCAAGGGCUUUUGAAAGAGGCCGAGUCCAAUUUUGACACGAUUGCGGCGUCUUCGUUCCAAAUGCAAGAAGUCUUUCAGGGUUACCGACAAUCAGGCGAUCAAGCCAGCAAACGCCGCGUGCGAGAGGCGACUAAUGCGGCGCUGCAAGGUCUUCCGACUUACCCGCAACCGUUCUGA
Cyclocybe aegerita is the source of this 1101-nucleotide messenger RNA. NCBI's taxonomy places the organism in Eukaryota, Fungi, Basidiomycota, Agaricomycetes, Agaricales, Hemipholiotaceae. The record is from the annotation of a GenBank genome assembly.